This is a messenger RNA of Oldenlandia corymbosa var. corymbosa, 1715 nucleotides long. The record is from the annotation of a GenBank genome assembly. Lineage: Eukaryota; Viridiplantae; Streptophyta; Magnoliopsida; Gentianales; Rubiaceae.
UACUUGCUUCGUUCAAGUGUAUAAAUUACUCUCUAAUCUCUUCAUAAACCCAAAAAGCAAAAUUAAUCAAAAUUAGCUAAUAAUUAGCCAUGGAAGUCUUCCUCCACAAUCGUCUCCUCCUUCUAGGGUUUCUCUUAGUCUUCUACGUGUAUGGGUUACACUAUUGUUACGGAGCUCCGAAAAAAACAGUCGGGUUACAUGAGUUUGACCCGAGUCCUGAGCCUUCAUAUCUUAACUUUGGAAUUAGCUUACUCAAUCGUACAAGUUUUCCUCCUGGUUUUCUCUUUGGUGCAUCAACUUCUUCUUAUCAGGUUGAAGGUGGAUGGAACGCUGAUGGCAAAGGUCUUAGCAAUUGGGAUUAUUUUACACACAAAUAUCCAGAAAAAAUUGCGAAUUGUAGCAAUGGAGAUGUGGCAGCUGACUCCUACCACAGAUAUAAGGAGGACAUAAAAUUAUUGAACGAUAUGAACGCAGAUUCCUACCGAUUCUCUAUUUCUUGGUCAAGAGUUAUACCUUCUGGAAGGAUUUGCCAAGGCAUAAAUGAGAAUGGAAUCCAGUAUUAUAAUAACCUCAUCGAUGAACUUCUAGCUAAUCAAAUAACACCGAUGGUGACCAUUUUCCACUGGGAACUUCCCCAAGCUCUAGAGGAUGAUUAUGGCGGUUUCUUGAGUCCUGCAAUUAUAUCUGAUUAUCAUGAUUAUGUAAAUUUGUGCUUUGAGAGAUUUGGCGAUCGAGUAAAGAUUUGGAUUACGUUCAACGAGCCAUUUACCUAUAGCAUGUACGGUUAUGAUAGCGGGGAAACUGCCCCCGGCCGAUGUUCGUCAUGGGUGAAUCCGAACUGCGCCGGAGGGGAUUCCGGCGUUGAACCAUACAUUGUCUCACACCACCAACUCUUGGCUCAUGCUAAUGCAACUCAUUUGUACAGGACUAGAUAUCAGCAACAAGGUAUAAUUGGGAUGGCAAACGUUGCUAUUUGGAUGGUUCCCUUGACAAAUAAGCCUAGUGAUCAACGGGCAGCUAUUCGUGCCCUAGAUUUUAUAUAUGGAUGGUUUAUGAAUCCUUUAGUGUUUGGGGACUAUCCAGAAGAGAUGAAAAUUCUGGUCGGCGAUCGUCUUCCAAGAUUCACCCAAGACCAAUCUGAGCUGCUAAAAGGGUCUUAUGAUUUUCAUGCUUUGAAUUACUACACUGCCUUAUAUGCCAGUGCUCCGGUCAACGCUUCUGAUCCAAAUUGCCCUAGAUAUUCAACAGAUAAACAUGUUGACCUUUCUGCCACUCGCUUUGGAGUGCCUAUUGGUGAACAGGCUGCCUCAGAUUGGCUUCAUAUAUAUCCAAGAGGAAUUUAUCAUCUCCUUCUCUAUAUAAAGAGGAAAUAUGGAAAUCCAGUAAUUUACAUUACUGAAAAUGGAGUUGAUGAUGUGAAUAAUGCGUCACUACCUCUCGUUUUAGCUCUUCAAGAUCGUUUCAGAAUCCGAUAUCACUAUCGCCAUCUCCAAUUUAUCCGAAGGGCAAUCGAAAAGGGCGUUCAAGUAAAAGGAUAUUAUGGAUGGUCAUUGAUCGAUAAUUUUGAGUGGCAAGAUGGUUACACAUUUCGGUUCGGGAUCAAUUACGUUGAUUUCGAAACUCUGCAAAGAUUCCGCAAACUCUCUUCCUUAUGGUUUGAGAGAUUUCUCUCUCGUAUGAAUUGAUAAAUUCCCCCAAAAAGAGCUUGAUUGUUG